CAUUGACGCUGCGAGAUCGCGAGAUUCGCAGUGGCCAGAAUCCAGAGCGAGCAGCCACAGAGGAGAGCUGCUGGAUUUCAGAGACAAAGAGAGGAAUGGAGGACCAGACCUCCGACCAGAACCCGGAGCAGCGGAGCAACAAGGUCCCCAGAAGACAAGCAGCAGGCUCGGACUCUGAUACCACCGAUGUUCAGGUUCAUCAGAGCGUUCACACUGGAGAGAAUCUACACAGCUGUGAUCAGUGUGGGACAGCUUUCAAAACACUGGGUAACCUAAACAAACACCAGCGCAUUCACACUGGAGAGAAGCCGUACAGCUGCGAUCUGUGCGGGACAGCUUUCAGAGCUCAGAGUCACCUACAAACCCAUCAACGCAUUCACACUGGAGAGAAGCCGUACAGCUGUGAAGAAUGUGGUCAAACCUUUUCUAAGAUUGGCAGCCUUAAACAGCACCAAAGCGUUCACACUGGUGAGAAGCCAUACAGCUGUGAUAUAUGUGAGAAAACGUUUUCUCAGCGUGGCAACCUAGAACGCCACCGACGUGUUCACACUGGACAGAAGCCGUACUGGUGUGAGCAAUGUGGGAAAACAUUUUCUGUGAAUGCUCACCUUACGGCUCACCAGCGCAUUCACACUGGAGAGAAGCCGUACUGGUGUGAACAAUGUGGAAAAUCUUUUUAUAAGAGUAGUAACCUUAAAUCUCACCAGCUCAUUCACACUGGAGAGAAACCGUACAGCUGUGAACAAUGUGGGAAAACGUUUUCUCAGAGAGGUAACCUUAAAUCUCACCAGUGCAGUCACGCUGAACUCAAAUGUCACCACUGUCAGCACUGUGACAAAUCCUUCACAACAUCAAGAUAUUUAAAGAUUCAUCAGAGAGUUCACACUGGAGAGAAUCUGCACAGCUGUGAUCAAUGUGGGGCAGCUUUCACACAACACGCUCACCUUAAAUCUCACAAACGCAUUCAUACUGGAGAGAAGCCAUACAGCUGUGAUCAAUGUGGGGCAGCUUUCACACAACAGUGUCACCUUAAAUCUCACAAACGCAUUCACACUGGAGAGAAGCCGUACAGCUGUGAUCAAUGUGGGGCAGCUUUCACUCGACGGAGUCACCUAAAAAUACAUCAAUUCAUUCACACUGGAGAGAAGCCGUACAGCUGUGAUCAAUGUAGGGCAGCGUUCACACAACAGGUUCACCUAAAAAGACAUCAACACAUUCACACUGGAGAGAAGCCGUACAGCUGUGAUCAAUGUAGGGCAGCUUUCACACGACAAAGUGACUUCAAAAGACAUCAACACCUUCACACUGGACAGAAUCUACACAGCUGUGAUCAAUGUGGGGCAGCUUUCAUACAACAAGGUCACCUUAAAAGACAUAAACGCAUUCACACUGGAGAGAAGCCGUACAGCUGUGAUCAAUGUGGGGCAGCUUUCCGACAACAGAUUACCCUAAAAAUACAUCAACGCAUUCACACUGGAGAGAAGCCGUAUAACUGUGAACAAUGUGGGAAAUCUUUUUCUAAUAGUAGUCACCUUAAAUCUCACCAGCGCAUUCACACUGGAGAGAAGCCGUAUUGCUGUGAUCAAUGUGGGAAAACAUUUUCUCAGAGUCGUACCCUUAAAUCUCACCAGCGCAUUCACACUGCCUCGUUGUGAACAUGUUUCAGAGCCAAGCUGUUUCCUCCUGCCUCCUCCUCAUACCCUGAUAGCUCUGUUGUUAUAUUCUGAGCUUCUCUCCACAUUUAAGGCUGACCAGCAGUAACUUUAUGUUCUGAACAGCCUGUAUGUUAUCGUGGCUGUGACUCCAUAUUACGCUCCCUCCCUUUGAAGAGAUAGUCCUGUUAGAAGUCUGUCAGAGGCUGUUUCUCCUGAUUCAGUUUGUUUUAAUGAUUACUUACUGAUAAUGAUUUUUUACAGAUGUGGUCCCAGUCUUGUUUUUGUCUGCCUCAUACGUAGUCUGUAGUUAUGAAUGGUCCCUGCUACUAAACGUGUGAGGAACCUAAUUGUUUUUGAAAGUAUAAUUAUUAUUUUCCUGGGCAUUAGCGUUUUUGAGGGGCUUGGGAUGCUCAAACUCAUGGCAUGUCGCAGAUUUUCCAUAUAUCGUGCAACCAGUCUUGUAUAAAGUACUUGAAAGCAAUACUUGAGAAAAAGUAUUUUACCUGAAAAAAACUUUGGUAGAAGUUAAAGUCACUGUUUAGAAUAUUAAUUGCAAACUUUCAAAGUGUCUUGUUUGGUGCAUAUUUUUCCAUGUAACUCUGUCUCGGAACAUAAUCAAAGCCCUGGAACCAUAUAGGAGACUUUCUCGUCUCGAGCACCUAAUUAAUAGGCUACUGUCCUUCGCCAUGGUCUGCAUGCCAUGCUGACGCACUGGCCGACAACAGUGCUGCAGAGGGGGGAAGGGGGGGCACGAUGUAGCACAGUUUACCUCACCAUCAAGUUAGUGCAGGACAUACACCCAGAGCUAUGGGAGAAGCUGGAGAGGCAUAGUUUUAUCUACACCGAAUAAGGCUAAUAAAGUAAUGAUUAAAAAAACAAAUGCUUGAUCAAGGGCCCGGUACGAUCAUAGCGGCGUAAAACAUCGGCCCGGUCCCAUGGGUCGGAUCCGGUUCGGGCUCAGGCAGAGAAUCUAAACUCUACCUCCCACCGGACAAAAAUAUUCAGCUCUGUAAGUUUUCGGGUUCAUGUCCAAAAUGUUGGCAGGUGUUCCACCUGCAGACUUUGUCUGUGAGCUGUUGCUGAGCGUUGUUUUAUUCAGACUGUCAGUGUUUUGGAGCCACGGAGAGAUUUUUUUUAAUACAUUAUUCCAGAACUGUUGUAUUUCAUUAGCUCGGUUUAAUCCAGUUACAUUGACCUAUCCUGAUCUUAUGUAAUCUGGCUUUUAUUGGCGGUAUAAAGGUAUAAGCACCACUGCAGUAUAGCUAUAUAUCAGAUUUAGGGCUGUUGUGGUUGCACUUGUUUUUGGUUGCACUUCUGUGUCCAGAUGUUGCACAUUGAACUGUCACCUACUUAUCCAUCUGUGUGCUUUAUAAUAACCCACAUGGCCUGAUUCUGACUAUAGGCUAGCAGGGCUUCUAGUGUGUAAAUCUACUGAAAUGGCCACCAUCUUGAUGCAGUAUGAUGUGUAAGAUGAGAAAGUAGAGGUUAAAAAACAACAGGUCUUGUAUGUCAUGAUUGUAAAAAAAAACAAAAAAAAACAGUGGCUAUCUGUACAUCUUUGCCAAGCGCAAACCAGUAUAGAAGGCGUCAAUAAAUUG
Messenger RNA from Perca fluviatilis (European perch), 3253 nucleotides. Its product is annotated as zinc finger protein 239-like. The coding region runs from base 96 to 1655 and encodes 519 amino acids. The record is from RefSeq and is a predicted model, not a curated record. Gene Ontology annotation, cellular component: nucleus. Gene Ontology annotation, molecular function: DNA-binding transcription repressor activity, RNA polymerase II-specific; RNA polymerase II cis-regulatory region sequence-specific DNA binding. The transcript is spliced from 3 exons. Lineage: Eukaryota; Metazoa; Chordata; Actinopteri; Perciformes; Percidae. Gene Ontology annotation, biological process: negative regulation of transcription by RNA polymerase II.